GCUUUGUGUGCGUGUGUGUCAGCUGUGUUCAGAGCGUUACCUGUGUCAGAUCUGUGUGUGCAUCAGCAGUGCUCACAGGGGUUUGAGCUGACAGAUGUGCGUGAGUGUGCAUUUGUGUCAAAAGCAGAUGUGUGCAGUGAGGGUAAGUCAGAGAGGUGAGUGUGUGUGUCAGAGGCAUAAGUGCCAGGUACAGGAGAAAGAGAAGUGUGUGGGGGGGGUGAGUGUGACAGAGCCAGCAGAAAAAGUGCCCUGUCUCUUUAAAGGCCCAGACACAGCCCCAUCUGAUGCGGCGGCUCCAAUCAGCAGCCCCUGGGCUCUGGCAGCUGCAGGAGCCUCUGCUCUGCAUUCCUCCCUCUUCCUAAAGGGCUAACAUGGCGAUGGCAGGAUGAGGAUGAGGUGAAGAAGCAGGGGGAUGUGAGAGCUGCAGCUGCACAGACACACAAGCGGGGCAGAGAGCACAGCAGGGGGGAUUGCAGCAGAGGAAAGGAGAAGGGGGAAAAAAUUAAAAACACCCAACCCAACAUUUUCAUGGAGAGCAAAAAUCCCAUGCAAGCUGGGGAGGAUCAGGACUCCUUUGAGCUGAGACCCUUGCAUCAAAAUGGUGUGUGGGUUUGGCAGGCAGAAUGCAGCACCUUUUGAGAGACCGCUGCGGGAACUUGUGCUGCGCCCUGUUCUCUGUCCAAGAACAUAGAGGAAGCUUGGCCAGCUGCUCUUCAAGUGAGCAGCAAACCCCCCACUGACUUCAAUAAAUCCAUUCUGGGGCUGAACUAGGAGCCCUGAGUGAAAAUGUUCCCAGGCAGGUGGCUAAAGAAACCAGACUUGACUCACGAGGCUGAGCAACAUCUGCUGUAUUUUUCGUUAUUUUCCAUUAGCUUGAGAAGUCGCUAUUGAUUUGUUCCGAUGGUUUGCUGACCCUGCUGGGCAGAGGUGCGGGGGAUGAGAAGAUGAGUUAUCCCAGUUGCUUAACAACACAGAUUUCAUUCAGGAAAACUGUCCUGCUUACAGCUUUUUUUUCUUUUGAGUCUUCAUUUAAUGGAUGCAAAAAAGACCAAACUUCUGGUUCUGAACUCUUCACCAUGCCAAGGGCCCUCUCAUUCUGCAAGCUGAUAGUUGAAAAGACAACUGACUACCCUUCCGCUGAAUACUCUCUGGUGGAGGAUGUAGCCCUCCACUUCACGUGUUUGAUGGACAGACUGAAUGAGCAGCGCCUGUUUCAGCCGGACCUGUGCGAUGUGGACAUCGUCCUAGUUCAGCAGAAGAGCAUCUUCCCCGCCCACAAGGGGGUCCUUGCCGCGUACAGCCAGUUCUUCCACUCUCUCUUCACCCAGAACAAGCAGCUGCAGCGGGUAGAGCUCUCCUUGGAGGCUUUGACUUCCCAAGGCCUCCAGCAGAUCCUCAACUUCAUCUACACCUCCAAGCUGCUGGUGAACUCCUGCAAUGUGCAGGAUGUCCUGAACGCCGCCGCCGUGCUGCAGAUGAGCAACAUCGCCUCCUCCUGCCAGGAGCUCAUCAACACCAGAUCCCUCAGCCUGGCCAUGGCCAGCGACAUGGCCCUGCCCCCUGACGCCUGUGGCAAUGCUAUCCCCCCGCAGUACUACUGUGAGAUUAAGCAAGAGGUGGACUCUCUGCACCCCAAGAUCUAUGCCCGGGAAGGAAACGAUCCCUACUCGGUGCGAGUAGAGGACAGGGUGGAUGGAGGUGGCAACCAGCACCUCCCGGCUGUGCCUGCCAAGCAGUAUUACAAGGAGGAGAAGGACAGUGGCCUGGCCACCAUGUGUAAGAUGGAGGGCGGGGAAUCUGAGGAGGAUCUGGACAGCCAGGGCUCUUACAACCGGGAGCAGAUCAUUGUGGAGGUGAACCUCAACAACCAAACCCUCAAUGUUUCCAAGGGGAUGGAAGGGAAGCCCACCACCAACGAAGCUGCCGCCGUGAUUAGCCGACCAGAUGGGGAUGGACAUGACACCGAGGAGGAAGGGGAGGAGGAAAAUGAGGAAGCGGGGGAGGAGGAGGAGGAGGAGGACGCUGAGGUGGGGGAGGAGGAUGAGGAGGAGCACAGCGAAGAGGAAGACCUGGAGGAGACCACAGAGGAGGAGGAGGAAGAGGAGGACGAUGAAGAGGCGUCCGAAGUGAAAAGGGAAAAAUCUGGGCAGCCCCGCAGGGGGACCAGGUCGUCUAAGGCCACCAAGUCCACCAUGUCCACCAGGUCCCAGGAUCUGGCCAAGGCGGUGGAUGAAGAGGAGGGCCAGCGUGGGAGGAAGAGGAAAAAGGAGCAGGAUGGGCUGGGCCCGAAAGUCAAGCUGGAGGAAAAGCAGCACUACCCCUGCAAGAAGUGCCCCCGCGUCUUCAACAACCGCUGGUACUUGGAGAAGCACAUGAACGUCACCCACAGCCGCAUGCAGAUCUGCGACAAGUGUGGCAAGCGCUUCCUGCUGGAGAGCGAGCUCCUACUGCACCAUCAGACGGACUGCGAGAAGAACAUUCAGUGUGUGACGUGUGGGAAAGCAUUUAAGAAACUCUGGUCUCUGCAUGAACACAAUAAAAUUGUCCAUGGCUACGCAGAGAAGAAGUUCUCCUGUGAAAUCUGUGAGAAGAAAUUCUACACCAUGGCACAUGUGCGGAAACACAUGGUUGCUCACACCAAGGAUAUGCCGUUCACAUGUGAGACGUGUGGGAAGUCGUUCAAACGCAGCAUGUCCCUGAAAGUCCAUUCUCUUCAGCACUCUGGGGAAAAGCCUUUUAAAUGUGAGAACUGCAACGAGCGGUUCCAGUACAAGUACCAGCUUCGCUCUCAUAUGAGCAUCCACAUUGGACACAAACAGUUCAUGUGCCAGUGGUGCGGAAAGGACUUCAACAUGAAACAGUAUUUCGAUGAGCACAUGAAAACACACACGGGUGAGAAGCCCUACAUCUGCGAGAUCUGCGGCAAGAGCUUCACCAGCCGCCCCAACAUGAAGCGCCACCGCCGGACCCACACGGGAGAAAAGCCCUACCCCUGCGACGUGUGCGGCCAGCGUUUCCGCUUCUCCAACAUGCUCAAGGCCCACAAGGAGAAGUGCUUCCGGGUCAGCAACCCCCUGGCUUCGGACACCACCAACCCCGCCAACAAUGGCGGCAGCCUUUCCGUUCCCCAGGGUGCCCCUUCGCCUCACUCACUCACUUUGCCACUGCUCCACCCCGUGCCCCCUCCUCCGCACCUACCGCCACCGCCUCCCCUGUUCCCAGCCGGGCGGGUCAAUUCGAACAACUAGGCCAGCGUGCGCACGGACUGCUCUGCCGCGCAGGGAGUGCCCAGCGGGCUGCUCGUCCGCGUGACGCGGGGAGAAGGAGGGAGGCCGUUCAUUCUCUCUCUUUCAGUUUUUUACCCCCCUUGGUUUUAUGACGAGCCCGUCAGCCUUCCGUCGAAAGGACAGGUGCUCUGGGCCACAGCAAGCUCCCCUGCAGCUUGGCGUGCCGGCGUUCAAUCAGGGUGUAGACAAACGGCUCUUCCUUCCCUCCUCCUUCCAUGGCUUUCGUGUUUCCCAAGCCCGGGUCAGAGUCCUCCUCCCGCCUCGCCAGGCAUUGUUGCUGAGCUGGUUUACCUCUGCUGCCUAGCGCACUGUUGUAUCAGGGUAACGCUUGCCACAAUGUCUUCCCGCUUGCACAUGUUCCUCCAUUUUCCGUGAGAUUACGUUAGACUAAUAGUGCACAGCUCAUGCUCAGCCCCAUAGAGCCAUUUCCACUAGUUCCUCACGGCAGCAGUAAGGGUUUUUUCAGGGCCGCCGGGGGGAGGAGGGGGCGGGGCGGCAGCAAGUGGGGCGAUAUGCCCCGGGCCCCACAGGGGCCCCACAAGCCCUGGUCCAGCGGCAGUCCAGGUCUUCGGCAGCGGGGGACCCUUCAGCACUGUCAAAGACGUGAAGCGACUGAAGGGCCCUCCGCCGCUGAAAUGCCCCUCGAGCCCUGGUCCGACAGUGGUCCGGGUCUUCGGUGGCAUUUUGGCAGCGAGGGGCCCUUCAGUCGCUCCGGGUCUUCGACGGCAUGUCGGC
Molecule: messenger RNA, 4022 nt
Organism: Gopherus evgoodei (Goodes thornscrub tortoise)
Lineage: Eukaryota; Metazoa; Chordata; Testudines; Testudinidae
Gene: ZBTB47
Product: zinc finger and BTB domain containing 47
Exons: 7
Coding region: 945-3248 (767 amino acids)
Biological process (GO): regulation of transcription by RNA polymerase II
Cellular component (GO): nucleus
Molecular function (GO): DNA-binding transcription factor activity, RNA polymerase II-specific; RNA polymerase II cis-regulatory region sequence-specific DNA binding; protein binding
Source: RefSeq, a predicted model, not a curated record